Molecule: messenger RNA, 1041 nt
Organism: Komagataella phaffii GS115
Lineage: Eukaryota; Fungi; Ascomycota; Pichiomycetes; Pichiales; Pichiaceae
Product: Glyoxylate reductase
Exons: 1
Coding region: 1-1041 (346 amino acids)
Cellular component (GO): cytosol
Molecular function (GO): glyoxylate reductase (NADPH) activity; hydroxypyruvate reductase [NAD(P)H] activity; NAD binding
Source: RefSeq, a predicted model, not a curated record
AUGACAGAGAAGCCAAAAGUGCUCAACCUUGGGCCAGUCAGAUAUGCGUCUGAUGCCUGGAAGAAACUGGAAGAGAUCGCCGACGUGGUCUAUACCGAUGCCACCAACAGAGAUGAGUUCAUUCAAGAGCUUAAAUCUGGAAAGUUUGACGGCGUGGUGGCAAUUGCCAAAACUGCUGCUAGCACCAGGAUUACUGGUAGGUUGGACGCUGAACUGAUUCAGUAUUUACCUAAGAGUCUUCGAUCGGUGAGCAAUAAUGGCGCUGGCUAUGACACCAUUGAUGCCGUGCCAUUAGGUGAAAGAAGGAUCCAAUUGAGUAACGUUCCUAGAAUUGUGGACGCCGCCACUGCGGAUACACAUGUCUUCCUCCUUCUUUCUGCAAUUAGAAACUUUCAAUGGGGUCACGAUUUGAUGCUGAAAGGCCAGUGGGUUCCCGGAAACAAAGCCGCUGGGGCUCCUGACGGACAUGACCCGGCUGGGAAAGUAGUUGGAAUCUACGGAAUGGGAGGCAUCGGAAGAGCUAUUCGGGAUCGUUUGAAGCCAUUCGGAUUCAAGAAGAUCACCUAUUACAACCGUAAGAGAUUGGAUCCCGAUUUGGAGGAUGGUGCGGAGUACGUUGAUCUGGACACUUUAUUGAGGGAAUCAGAUAUCAUCUCGGUUAAUAUUCCUUUGAACAAGCAUACACGCCAUGCUCUCAAUAAAGAGACCAUUGCCAAGACGAAGAAAGGUGUUGUGAUUGUAAACACUGCCAGAGGAGCUAUCAUUGAUGAGGAAGCGCUUUUCGAAGCAUUGAAAUCUGGCCAUAUUGGUGCAGUAGGAUCUGACGUUUUCGAAUUUGAACCCAAAGUGUCUCAAGAACUUUUAGAGUUGCCCAAUUUGGUGUCGUUACCACAUAUGGGCACUCAUACUUACGAGACCUCGCUGCACAUGGAGGAACAUGUAGUUGACAAUAUCCGGAAUGUACUGGAAAAAGGCAAGGUGUUGAGUUUGGUACCGGAACAUGUCGACCUUGAGUUUGACACAACCCCUAUCAUAAAAUAG